Messenger RNA from Leptinotarsa decemlineata (Colorado potato beetle), 3163 nucleotides. RefSeq lists its product as uncharacterized. The record is from RefSeq and is a predicted model, not a curated record. Gene Ontology annotation, molecular function: nucleic acid binding. Gene Ontology annotation, biological process: DNA integration. NCBI's taxonomy places the organism in Eukaryota, Metazoa, Arthropoda, Insecta, Coleoptera, Chrysomelidae.
AUGGGUCAACUAGCUGAAGAUAUGGCUACAAUGUUUUGGUGUCCAUACGACAUCCAUAUGACUGUAGAGCAGAAAGUUGAGUUUCGAAGAGCUACACACUGCCACAUCUGCGAAGAGCCCUUCACUCCCGAAGACAAGAAAAACGUGACCAUAACCAUCUCAUACCAUUUGAUAAUUAUCGUGGCCCCGGGCACGAAGGAUGAAGAGGAUGCCAACAUUCCGCUAGAGGAAGUGAUAGUUGAAGAAGAUGUUGGAGUCGAUGAAGAGGAGAUUGACCUUCGAGUCGACGAAGAUGAAAACGAGGAUAACAAAAUCGACGAAGAUGAAAACGAGGCUAAUGAAAACGACGAAGAUGAUGACGUGAUGGAGCUUGAGAUGAUCGUGGAUGGUUGUGGAGGCGAUGAUGAAGGUGGUUUGAGAAUCGGUCGCCAAUUGCUCAACAUCACCGACACAUUAGAAGAUCCCAUGGAUUCAUAUUGCGCGAUGGACGCACAUGUGCAGAUCAGAACAAUUGAUGACAACAUCAGAAAGCUAUCAACUAGAGUUUUGAAGGAGCUCGCUUCCAAUUGUAAAGGUUUCCCGUUAGCCAAACGGGCAUUAUUGAAACAGACGUACGUGGACGAUGUGCUCCAUGGCACCGAUUCCCUUUCCGAGUUAGAAGAUUCUUAUCAUCAACUCAAUAGUUUGUUGAAUUCUGCAGGUUUCAAACUGCACAAGUGGUCAUCCAAUUCUUCACAGUUCAGAGAAAAAUAUUGUGAAGAUCCUGAUCCAAUCCAAUACGAAAUAAAAAUGGAAGACAACCCUAGCAAGGUGUUAGGUUUAUCUUGGAAUCCCUGUUCUGACAACUUAGCAGUUUCUCUACCGAAAAUUUAUUGUAAUGAUACUCCGUCUAAGCGCAAGGCGUUAUCAAUCACUGCUCAAAUGUUUGACCCGGUAGGCUUUCUGGGCCCGUUCAUAGUUCUUGCUAAAAUUUUCCUGCAAAAACUUUGGUUAGCAAAAAUCUCCUGGGACGAACCGCUUCCUGUUGAAUUGUUCCAAGAAUGGAAGGGAUUCAUCAAUUCAAUUGAAUCCCUAAAAUUUCUUAAAAUUCCUCGAUGUUUGUUUUCCUCAAAGUCCAUUGAACAAAUCCAAAUCCACGGGUUCGCUGACAGCAGCGAACGUGCUUACGGUGCCUGUUUGUACUUCAGAACCACUUAUUCCGAUGAUACCGUCACAUCUCUCUUAGUCACUUCCAAAUCCAGAGUAGCACCGCUGAAAACUGUUUCAAUUCCUCGUCUGGAAUUGUGUGCGAUGGUAUUGCUCACCAAACUAGCAAAAAAGGUUAUCCAAAUCUUUGUCGAAAACUUAGUUUUCGAAUCUGUAAAUUUGUGGACUGAUUCGCAGAUAGCUCUGCACUGGAUUCAGUCCCAUCCAUCCCGUUGGCACACCUUCGUGGCCAACCGAGUGUCCCAAAUUCAAACUUCCCUGCCACAAGCUCAAUGGAGACACGUUCGUUCUUCUAAAAAUCCCGCUGACUUACUUUCUAGGGGAGUAUUAGCUCUUGAUCUCCUGAAUUCAGAAUUGUGGUGGCACGGUCCUGAUUUCCUCUCCGAAAUAAAUUUGGAAUUGUCUAAAUUUAUCUUGAAACCCCCUCCAAGUGCUAUACCUGAGCAGAAGACAAACAAGCUGCAAGUGCUAGUGACAAGCACUCAAGUUAAAGACGAAUUUUGGAAUGAAAUAUUCCAGAGAUUCUCUUCCUUUAACAAAUUACUACACUCAGUAGCAUAUGUUUCACGUUUUUUAUCCAAUUCUAAAAAUAAGGAGACCAAGUUGUCCGGUCCUUUAUCCAUAUUUGAGAUAAAUUCUGCCUUAGUGCUGGUCCUUCGCAAUUUACAGUCCCAAUAUUUUUCUAAAGAAAUUUCCGCGUUAAAAUCCUCGAAAUCAAUUUCUGACAAAAGUAUAUUAGCUCUCAAUCCCUUCCUGAAUGAGCAAGGUCUCAUUUGCGUCGGAGGGCGUUUGCGUCACGCAGACGUCCCUGAACCCCAAAAACACCCCAUACUUCUCCCUGCAAAAAAUUAUGUAGUGUCCCUCCUACUCAAAAGGGAGCAUAUCCGGUUGGGUCACGCUGGUGCCCAAACUGUCCUUGCUAAUGUUCGUUUACAAUAUUGGCCUCUGAAUGGAAUCAGGGAAGUAAAAAGAGUAAUUCAUGAAUGCAUGAAUUGUUUACGUUUCCGAGCCGUAGCGGCUCAACAGAUUAUGUCCGAUUUACCUCCUGAUCGUGUCACUCUUUCUAGACCUUUUGAGAAGGUAGGAGUAGACUACGGUGGUCCUUUCUUAAUAAAGUCCUCGCGCCUCAGAAAGGCACCGACUAUUAAAUGUUACAUGGCUGUCUUCGUGUGUAUGGCUACCAAGGCUGUGCAUUUGGAGUUAGUCUCCUCCUUGUCCAGCGAAGCGUUUCUCUUAACCCUAAAACGUUUCAUAUCCCGUAGAGGAAUUCCUGCUGUAAUCCACAGCGACAACGCUACAAACUACGUAGGUGCAAGAAAUCACCUUCGAGAAUUGCGCGAAUUUUUCGCCAAGUCCCAACUGUCCGAAUCCUUGAAGGUUUUCGCAUCCGAAACUGGGUUUGAAUGGAAAUUCAUACCGCCUCGCAGUCCUCAUUGGGGAGGUCUGUGGGAAGCUGCAGUGAAGGGAGCCAAGCAGCACCUUUAUCGCAUUAUUGGAAAUUCUCAGUUCACCUUCGAAGAGUUCAGUACUGUACUGGCUCAAAUUGAAGCCAUCCUAAAUUCUAGACCCUUAUGUCCCAUUUCGAGUGAUCCGCGGGAUUUAGGAGUCCUGACUCCUGGCCACUUCUUAAUAGGUCGUAGCUUAACCUCUUAUCCUGAAUUAGAUACUACCCACUUACCCGAAAAUAGACUGACAUUCUGGCAGAGGUGUUCCCAGAUACAACAGUUUUUUUGGAAAAGAUGGACUGUCGAAUACCUCAACCGGUUGCAAAAUCGGCCAAAAUGGCUGUCUCCUUCCAAAAAUUUAGAAAUUAAUGAGUUAGUUUUAUUAAAGGAAGAUAAUGUCCCACCACUGAAGUGGCCAUUGGCCCGAAUUGUGGAAAUCAUUCCUGGCUCUGACCAGAGGGUCCGUGCCGUGAAACUUCGCUCCCAAGAAGGUGUCUUCGUCAGGCCUAUCA